AUGUUUAAUCAACAGCUGCGCUUACGGGAAGCAAGUGGAAUGAAUAAACAGGCUAAGACAGGAGCCAGCAAACUUGCAGUCUGGUUCCAGCUUCUUCCCCUGAAGAACUGCAGCUUUAAUCAAGGUGUUUUGCUGGCGACUGGAAUACACUCAAAUAAAGACACGACUCAAAUAAAGAAGAUCAAAAGGCCCAAGCUCGCUGUGCCCCAGAUCAACUGCGAUGUCAAAGCUGGAAAGAUAAUCAAUCCUGAGUUUGUUGUAAAAUGUCCGGCAGGAUGCCAAGACCCGAAAUACCACGUUUAUGGCACGGAUAUCUAUGCAUCCUACUCGAGCGUGUGUGGCGCCGCGAUUCACAGUGGCGUGCUUGAUAAUUCAGGAGGGAAAAUACUUGUUCGGAAAGUCGCUGGACAAUCUGGCUACAAAGGGAGUUACUCCAAUGGUGUGCAGUCAUUGUCGCUGCCACGCUGGAGAGAGUCCUUCAUUGUCUCAGAAAGUAAACCCCAAAAGGGUGUAACCUACCCAUCGGCUCUUACAUAUUCAUCAACGAAAAGCCCCCCUGCCAAAACAGGUGAGGCGACAAAAGCCUAUCAGAAGCCACCAGUCCCAGGAACAACCGCACAGCCGGUCACCCUGAUGCAGGUAACGGGAGCCCCGGCCACCGAAGCCACCCACACCAGCCUGCCAAAGCCAUCCCCAUCCACAGGUUCUACCACCAGCAGCCUCAGACCACAGCCUGUGGGCCACAGGAGCUGGGAGCUGGAUCGCUGGUCCCCCAGCUCUCCCGCAAGCAGCCAGAACAGCGGCCGCGCCAGUCCAGGUAUCCAAAGUCAGGAUUCUCCCCGAGCUGCUUUCCAGAAACCUGCCAGAGCACAGGUUACUUGCGGGGAAAUGGACUUGUGGCAACCUGGAUCGGUCCUUUUAGAUGCAGGAUUUGUUCCAAAAGAAGAAUUAAGCACACAGUCUUUGGAUUCAGUAUCCCAGGGAGAUGCAAACUGCAAAGUUGACUUGUCAUUUUUAAUUGAUGGGAGCUCGAGCAUUGGCAAACGCCGAUUCCGAAUCCAAAAGCAGUUCCUGGCUGAUAUUGCCCAAGCUCUUGACAUUGGCCCUGGCGGUCCACUGAUGGGCGUUGUUCAGUAUGGAGACAACCCUGCUGCCCAGUUUAACCUCAGGACUCACAUGAAUUCCCGGGAUCUGAAGGCGGCCAUAGAGAAAAUCACCCAGAGAGGAGGACUUUCUAACGCAGGUCGGGCCAUCUCCUACGUGACCAAGAACUUCUUUUCCAAAGCUAAUGGGAACAGAGGCGGUGCUCCCAACGUGGCCGUGGUGAUUGUGGACGGCUGGCCCACGGACAAGGUGGAGGAGGCUUCGAGGUUCGCAAGAGAGUCAGGAAUCAACAUUUUCUUCAUCACCGUCGAAGGUGCCACUGAGAACGAGAAGCAGUACAUGGCGGAGCCCAACUUCUCGAAUAAGGCGGUGUGCAGAACGAACGGCUUCUACUCGCUCAGUGUGCAGAGCUGGUUCAGCCUCCACAAGAUUGUGCAGCCCCUGCUGAAGCGGGUCUGUGACACUGACCGCCUGGCCUGCAGCAAGACCUGCUGGAACUCCGCCGACAUCGGCUUUCUCAUCGACGGCUCCAGCAGCGUGGGCACGAGCAACUUCCGCACAGUUCUCCAGUUUGUGGCCAACAUCACCAAAGCGUUUGAGAUUUCAGAAACAGACACGCGGAUCGGGGCUGUGCAGUACACCUACGAACAGCGCCUGGAAUUUGGGUUUGAAGAUUACACCACCAGCUCCGACGUCCUCAGUGCCAUCAGUAGGGUGGGCUACUGGAGCGGUGGGACCAGCACAGGGACCGCCAUAAACUACGCCCUGGAACAGCUCUUCAAGAAGUCCAAGCCCAACAAGAGGAAGUUAAUGAUCCUCAUCACUGAUGGGAGGUCCUACGACGACGUCCGAAUACCGGCCAUGGUUGCCCAUCACAAGGGAGUGAUCACCUACGCGAUAGGCGUCGCAUGGGCUGCCCAGGACGAGCUGGAAGUCAUAGCCACUCACCCUGCUGAAGACCACGCCUUCUUUGUAGAUGAGUUUGACAGCCUGUACAGAAUUGUCCCCAGGGUCAUCCAGAACAUUUGCACAGAGUUCAACUCACAGCCUCGGAACUGA
This is a messenger RNA of Neomonachus schauinslandi (Hawaiian monk seal), 2163 nucleotides long. It is a transcript of the gene VIT, whose product is annotated as vitrin. Lineage: Eukaryota; Metazoa; Chordata; Mammalia; Carnivora; Phocidae. Gene Ontology annotation, biological process: positive regulation of cell-substrate adhesion; extracellular matrix organization. Gene Ontology annotation, cellular component: interstitial matrix. The record is from RefSeq and is a predicted model, not a curated record. The transcript has 16 exons. The coding region runs from base 1 to 2163 and encodes 720 amino acids.